Molecule: messenger RNA, 3100 nt
Organism: Cydia fagiglandana
Lineage: Eukaryota; Metazoa; Arthropoda; Insecta; Lepidoptera; Tortricidae
Gene: Rsph3
Product: radial spoke head protein 3 homolog
Exons: 8
Coding region: 967-2643 (558 amino acids)
Cellular component (GO): cilium
Source: RefSeq, a predicted model, not a curated record
GCCAGUUUGGUGCCAUCGAUCUCAUACGGAAAUAAUUCUGAGAAAUAAUAAGUCACUGCCGGAAACCUACAUUUCUAUAAGAAAUCCGUCGAUUCCUCAUACCUACAUCAUAAACUGUAAUAUUACAUAAAUAUUGUAAAACGUCGGUUAAAUAAUAAAAUAACAUGCUCUCCAGUACCCGAGACCAGGAUCCCAACAUUAUGUAUUUAGAGUGACACGUUCAGAAAUGAUUAUUAUUUACCGGUAUUUUUAUCUUGUUAGGUACGAGUACUAAUAUCGAGUACUUUUAAAGGGUUUAUUUAGUCAAUAAAAAUGAACCAAACCACGUUAAUUAAUAUCAAUUAAGUACCUAUAGAGACGGAUUGUCGGACGGCACAAGUAAACUUAUACUUUACCUGUUGAGUUUAAGUAUUAUUUCCCCCUGUACCGUGCGUUUGUAAUUCAAUCUAUUCCUAUAUCUAGGUAUACUACUAUUACUGACGACGUCGCGUCAGCUGAUCGAUGACUCACGCCGGCCCAUUUACCAGGACAAUCAUAUGUGGACGAGCAUCGCAAUACUACAAACAUUAAAGAAAAGUCGUCAAAGUGCAUUAAAGGACUCGAAACGGCUUGUUCUACAAAUGACAUAAUGACGUCGUAAAUGCACAAUUACCAGCGCUUGUUAAUAGUGUAUGAGCUAUUUGUUGUACAAACUGCAAUCAUGUAGUCGCGAAAGGACUGACAGCAACACUUUCAACCAUAGAGGACCUUAAGUCUUUAUAAAAAGGUAUAGGAUAUGUCAAUGAACAGUGUGGAUGGUAGUCAGACGGUGCGUGCCAGAAACUGACCAUUCGUAACCCUUAUCGCUUCGAGAUAAGGACUAAUGGUCAGUGGUAGUCGCGCGUGCGCGGCUGACCGGCGGCGACCACCGCCGACCGGCAGUGAUCGUUAGCCCGCGCCGCGGCCGCGCGUGCAGCAUGUGACAGGAUGCCGCCCGUGGACCUGUCGGAGGAGGCGUUCACGGUGUUGCAGGAGCCGCCCGUCAACGUGGUGCGGCCGCUGCCGCGCGCCGACAUGGUCGCUCCCACACCACACUCCCUACUCGACCCGAAGUUCUCCCGCGCGCUUGAUUUCAAACUUCGCCGGUUGAAAGAGAAAGAGAUACUCCAGGCGAAUUUACGCAGACCUACACGGAGAGCGCGCGCGGCGCCGCUUGCCGCUUCCAAUCCGAGCUUGGGUUCCAAAGCGCAUAACUGUGUUGAAGGCAUGAGCAGAUCACAUCCACGUAUCGAUGUGAUAGCGCCCGAAGAAGAUGCUUCGCCAACAGGCCCGCCAGCGGAGGCUUCUCCGUCGCCCGGACGUGGCAGCCGGCGCGCUAGACGCCACGCGAGUCCCGGCGACCGGCCGCGCUUCAUCACCACUGUCAAAGUUGGGCAAUUUCUUCCUCCCCCGCCUGAGUUAGCGGAGCUUCUUGGCCUGGAAUCUCUGUACCCGGCACCGGCGCCUGUAGUUUACUCAUACGCGAGCCGGCCGAAGGCGGUGGCCGGGCGUAGUAAACGCGCGGCGCCGGAACGCAAGGAGGCGCCGGUGGCGAAGCGGCCCGCAGCGGGCGAGGUGUUCGGCGGGGUCCGGGCGCUCAUUGCUGGCGUGGCCGGCCUGCGACACAUGGUUGAACAGAGCGAGACCACCGGCAGCAUGGCGGCCGCGGGCGGCGGCAACCUCAUGCACGACAAGCGCAUCGUGCGCGGAAGCACCUUCGCUGCGCACCCCCAAUCUCACGGCGAUGGUAUCGAGAGCGCCGCAGCGAAAGCAGCGCGCACUCGGCGACGCGCGCUCGCCCGGCGCGCCGCCGCCGCGCGCCUGCGGCCUGGCACGCCGCCGCCGGCGCCCGGCCGCCGCCACCACCCCAUCCAGACCGAGUACUACCUCGAGGAGCUGUUCGACAAGGGCGUGGAGAUGGAAGUCGGCGUGCAGACCGACCUGUUCCUCGACCGACCCGCCACGCCGAUUUACGUGCCGGCUAAGACUGGCGCUGAUGCCGCUACGCAGAUCUAUCCCGGAGACUUAUUCGACUUCGACCUGGAAGUGUCUCCGAUCCUGGAGGUGCUGGUGGGGAAGACGACGGAGCAGGCGCUGGCGGAGGUGGCUCAAGAAGAAGAGUUGGCCACCUUGAGGGAGCAGCAACGACGCUACGCAGAGCUCAGGGACGCCGAGCGCGCCGAGCGGCAGCGGCUGGCCGCCAUGGACCAGCGUCUCUACGAGGAGAAAGAGCGGCGCGUGGCGGAGGCGCGCGUGGCGCAGGUGGCGGCCGAGGAGGCGCGCGCGCGGGCCGCGGCGGCGACCCUGGUGCAGGGCUACGUGGCCGAGCUGCUGCCCGCCGUGCUCGCCGGGCUGCGCGACCAGGGCUACUUGCUGGAGCGCGUGCACCGAGGAGUGGAUGAGGAGUUCAUGCCGUGGCUGGUGAACGCUGUGUCCGAAGAGCUGGACUUCGUCAUCACGAGCCGCGACGUCAUCACGGGGAUCGUCCGCGACGUGGUGGAGGCCCGCAACGAACUGUACCGCGCUGCCGCAGAGGCAGAGGCUCAAGUCGUGGAACCGGAGGAAUCCAUCACUCCGCCGUCCACCAAUGAAGAGGAGGAAGAGGAACCAGAAGUGCCGACGUAGAACACAGCUUUUCCACGAGCCCAAUAGGAGGGAUCACGGGCUGGUUCAGACCUCCGAGCCGUAGUUUCGAGAACCCAGACUCAUCACAAGCAAUUUCGCGUGCUGGAUAAUUGGUCUUUGUAAAUAUAGUAGCUGUGACUCCGUCCAUACGCAGGUUUUUAGGAAAGUUAUUACCUACCGAGUAGAUUCUUAGAAAGAUAAUAUAUAACUACAACAAAAAUAACUUAUCUACAACACGUGGUUUAAAUAACGGGCGAGUUAAAGGAAAAUUCUAAUUGUGAGAAUUCCUGCAGUGGCUAUAACAUUUUCGCAAGUCGCCUAAUAGUUAGGGAGGCGAAUAGGGGAAUUUUCGGCAAUACUCGAGCGUGGCAGUUUAAGAUAUGAGAGAUACCUUAGACCUAAUAGAACAACCUUGUAAAGUAUUUAGCUCUAUAUGUAGUGACGCGCGCCUAGGAUA